CGCAUCUCUUCCAAAUCUUUGAAAUCGUCCUGGAUUUGCUCUUUCCCUCAGCCUGGUCGUCAACCUCACCUUCACAAAGAAAAAGGUCUUCAUCGUUGCCAGUGCCUCGUGCCCGGCCUCAAGAAGUAUCACCCACCCACCUGAGCGGCUGAUCUCACUCCAAUCUCUGCGAGUCCGGUCGCUAGCUGCCGAAUCUCAAGUCACUGUCGAUCUCUUACCCUGCUUGUCCUCCGAAGGCGCCCCACGUCCACUGAGAACAAGCCAUAACGCCGCGAAAAAGCCAACCGACAGCCAAAAAUACAGAUCAUCGCCCACCAUCGAUCCACCGCAAACACCUUCUUGUCAAGGCCUGUGUGCAUAUCGCGUUUCGCGACACUUGUCUCUGGACCGAACACACUCUGCUCGUCGCUGGAAGAAAACUGCGUCGCCUGUUUGCGCUACAUAUCGCACCCGAGACAGGUAUCUCACGCUGAUACAUUCUUCGGCAUAAGAGAACCUGGCACAUCCCUCAAGUCAUCACCUCCUCGAGCUAAACCAAACCCCUCUGCGAUAAUACCCGCAAGAGUCUCUUAUAACACACGUCGCUGAGAGUUCCAGCGACAAAACAGCAGCUUCGGCCGAAUACAAGCUCUUUCUAAACCCUUUGAGCGAUCUCGCACUGCACCGUCGACAUCAGUCAGACUGGCUUCCGUCGCGAUCCCCCUUCCAAUGGGGACAACGCUCGAUGCGCUGAACACCGCAACCUCCAGUCUCACACAACGCCGACAAGCUGCGUCUAAUCUUCCAGCAUUUGAGCUGCCACCGCCUCCAAUCUCAUUCGCACCGGGGCCACUUCAGAAAUUCCCUCCGAUUCCAGGAAUCAACACAUCACAUGCGGGCCCUACGCCUGUGAGUGUAGGACAGCUCCUGACGCCACCGUCCAACUCGGCGUCGGAGAGCGCAAGCUCAUCUGCCAUUCCGACAGGGACAACCCCUAACAGCGGCGCCGCUCCUGUCCUACCGUACGCCCCUAGUUUCUUUGGCGGCGGAACAGGGACCACUCCCAAUGCAUAUCAUACUGGAUACACUCCGCAGCCGUGGCAGGCCAACGGUCCUCUUCUCCCACCCCGAUCAAUGUUUUCUCCCAUACCAGGUCAGUCGCUGCGGUCGGGAACGCACUCGCCGGCUGCUGCAGAAGGGUCAGCGCUCCCUCCACCGCCUUACGAUCUGAACCCUCCUUACGGCGCCCACCUCCCUCUCUCCUCCCCAGGCAGCGCCUCCCAUCCUGCGAACGCUCAUCACCUCAUGCCGUCAAUGCAACGACCUCCUAGUCAACAUUCGCCAAUAACACCCAACGAUAACAAGCCGGCACUCUUCGGUAGCAUGACGACUGCGGGCCAACACCAACCCUCAUAUGUAUAUUCCCAUCCUACCGGCGUUUCCCAGGCUCCAAGGAUUUCUCCCACGCUCCAACAAGGAAGUCUUCCUUCCCACUCACAGCCUUCGUUCAUGAGGCCUCCUCCCCCGUCAUAUUCUCUACCGGCGAUGCCAGGACCGAUUAUGUCCAAUAUCCACAGUCCAGGCACGCACAUGAGCAUGGUGGGAAGCAUGCAAGCAAACAUGUUGCCUCUUGCCUUCAACAGUGGUUAUGCCGCAAACCCACAAGGGAUGUAUGGACAACCGAGGACAAAUACGCCGCAACAGAGCCCGGCAAACGACAGACCGUUCAAAUGUGACCAGUGUCCCCAGAGCUUCAAUCGCAAUCAUGACUUGAAGCGUCACAAGCGAAUUCACCUCGCUGUGAAGCCUUUCCCUUGUAAAUAUUGCGACAAGAGCUUCUCUCGUAAAGACGCACUCAAGAGACAUAUUCUUGUCAAAGGCUGUGGCAGUGGUUCUUCGGCCGAAGCGGAAAGUAAGGACGAUGGACCGAAAUCAGAAUCCGGUAGCGACGGUGUGAACGAUAGCCCGACGGCGGCAACAGCAGCGUAAUAUCCCGGGCAACACAGCACCUCUGAUAUCCAUCAAGUGUUUCCCCACUGGGUGAGUGUAUAUUAUUAGCAUGGGACUGAGCUUUUCAGAAGCUCGUUGGCUGGUAGUGGAUUAUUUCAUUAUGUUUUGUGACGACUUGAUGGAUGGCGAACUCUAGCGACCUUUGGGAGUAUUGAUGGAUAUUCAUUUUCUGUUUUUCCCCGAGUCGAGCAUAGACGACGCUUUAUACCCAGCAGUUUUAUGGAUGGCAUUUGGUGACCCUUGUAGCAGGGGGCCCCCUUGGAUGAACAGCGGCAAGCUCAGUGGCCGAGUCCGGGGAUAUAGGAAUCCUUUGGGACAGUAAACAGGAUCUAAUGAAGGAAAAAGAUUUAUAGUUUUCAGUAU
Exophiala oligosperma is the source of this 2352-nucleotide messenger RNA. RefSeq lists its product as uncharacterized. Bases 709 to 1968 code for a protein of 419 amino acids. The transcript is spliced from 2 exons. Gene Ontology annotation, molecular function: RNA polymerase II cis-regulatory region sequence-specific DNA binding; DNA-binding transcription factor activity, RNA polymerase II-specific. NCBI's taxonomy places the organism in Eukaryota, Fungi, Ascomycota, Eurotiomycetes, Chaetothyriales, Herpotrichiellaceae. Gene Ontology annotation, cellular component: nucleus. The record is from RefSeq and is a predicted model, not a curated record. Gene Ontology annotation, biological process: regulation of transcription by RNA polymerase II.